Molecule: messenger RNA, 1666 nt
Organism: Anarrhichthys ocellatus (wolf-eel)
Lineage: Eukaryota; Metazoa; Chordata; Actinopteri; Perciformes; Anarhichadidae
Gene: oxa1l
Product: OXA1L mitochondrial inner membrane protein
Exons: 11
Coding region: 38-1552 (504 amino acids)
Biological process (GO): protein insertion into mitochondrial inner membrane from matrix
Cellular component (GO): mitochondrial inner membrane
Molecular function (GO): membrane insertase activity
Source: RefSeq, a predicted model, not a curated record
UUCACGCUUCCCGUAGAAUGUUUUUUUCUUCUCAAAGAUGGCUGCCAUCAGGAGCGGGGUGACUCCGGGUUGCCUAACAAGAUGUUUCCUGAGACAAACUGGAAAACCGAGCCGAGGCAACCAUCCACUUUCAGACAUUUGGAACCACCGGUUGCUCCAGAAGUCCCAUCUGCACACAGCUUUUGAGUGUCGCAGUCCUGCCACCAGGACUCUGCUGGGCCGCAGACAGCAUGGGAAGUUCCUCUGGGUGACCGCUCUGGCAGUCAGGCACAACAGCUCACAGAUCCCACCUGAGGAUGGAACCAGAGCGGGUCCGGUCCUGGACUCCUCCCCCGUCUCUCUGCCCGCUAACCUUACUACCCCCGUCAUUGCACAACCCAUCACUGAACAGAUCACAGUUGAAACCCUUUCCAUGGCAGCACCGUUAGUGGACAUCUCUCCUCCCGUCUUGAAUUCCUCCCCGGAGCUUUUGUCCGCUGACCCCGCCGCUGUUUUAUCGCAGCCGUUCUUUGAGCAGGUGGCUGACGCGGCGCCGACUGCUAUGGAGGUCUUUCAGGCCGCGGCUACAGAAACCAGUUUAGCGGAGCUGGGACUGGGCGCCUACACACCAGUGGGGCUGAUCCAGAACAUGUUAGAGUUCAUGCACGUGGAUCUUGGUUUGCCCUGGUGGGGGGCCAUUGUUGUCGGAACGGUGUUGGCUCGUAUGGCUGUGUUUCCGGUCAUAGUGAAGGGCCAGAGGGAGGCCGCCAAGCUGAACAAUGUUCUGCCCGAGAUGACCAAACUCACUUCCAGGAUGAACGAGGCCAAACAGAGUGGAAACAAAUUUGAUUUUGCCAGAGCUUACUCUGACCUGAACCUGUUCCAGAAGAAGCAUGACGUAAAUCCUCUCCGUGGCUUCUUAAUUCCUGUGGUGCAGGCACCAGUCUUCAUCUCUUUCUUCAUCGCGCUGAGGAAGAUGGCGUAUCUGCCGGUGCCCAGCCUGCAGACAGGAGGCCUGCUCUGGUUCACAGACCUGACGGCAGCAGAUCCUUUUUAUAUCCUGCCGUUGGUCGUCACUGGAACCAUGUUCUUCAUCCUGGAGUUGGGUGCAGAGUCUGGUAUCGACAACCCCAACCUGCGAGCCAUGAAGACUGUGUUCAGGAUCAUGCCUUUAGUCAUCCUCCCCCUCACCAUCAACUUCCCCACGGCGGUGUUUACCUACUGGCUGACCUCCAACUGCUUCUCCUUGGCUCAAGUCGCCCUGCUCAGACACCCCUUGGUCAGAGAUAAGUUGAAGAUCCCCGAGAGGAUCAAACACCCGGCCUCCGGCCUGCCCCAAAGUGACGGCCUAAUCGAAAGCAUGAAGAAGGGCUGGAAAAACGCUCAGCUGGCCCAACAGCUGGAAGAGAGGGAACGAAGAAUCAAAAAUCAUCUUGAUCUCGCUGCUAAAGGUCCACUGAGGCAGACUUUUACCCACAAUCCCCUCCAGCAGAACUCGCCCAUGGCUGCAGCAUCAUCUAAAGACAAGCAGACUAGUGGCAAGGCGAGGCCAUGGAAGGACACGAUUGGAUAAAUCCGACUGAUAGCUUGACAAUAUAAUGAUUUAUGUACAUAUUUAUGGAUGGAAGAGAGGACAGGGAUUGUCAUUAUGUAUUAUUCUAAUUAAAAUGUCAAAUCUGCAUCAAAA